UUCGAGUCGUAAAUUCGGCCAGGUCAUAAAUAUUCGGCCACCCACUUAAAAGCUUUUUUUGGAGCUAGAUGCUUGAGAACGAAUCUGUUUCAUCACCAGCGCUUGCGAUAGCAACAAAGUCUGCAAAAUCAUCAAGUUGAGAAUGCCUUACCAUUACCGAACAUAUGACACUGAAUCACUGCAGAUGGCUGCGGCGGCAGUACAAAGAAAGCUCAUGUCUGCCAGAAAAGCAGCUGUAGAGUUUAGGGUGCCUCGGUCAACCCUACAAGACCAUGUACGAUUUUCAGUGACGCAAAAGGAAGGGCCAGUUUGUCUUCAGCCAGGUCGAAAACGAGAUUUGAGUGCGGAUGAGGAGACGUCACUGGCUGAGUACCUUCGAUAUAUGGCCAGUCAAGGGCUCCCAGCAACCAGGGAAGUUCUGCGGCAAAAAGUCGUAGAUAUCAUACUGUUGUCAGGUGGCAAAUCGAGAAUAAAUACUGAGAGAGGCCCAACUGACAGAUGGAUUCGGCAGUUUCUAGAGAGACACGGUCUCUCUGACAGACUUGCUGAGAACAUAAGCAAGGCCAGGGCGUCUAUGUCAACACCUGCAGUAGUUGAUGAGUUUUUUGAAUUCUUCAGAGAAGUAAUGACGCAGUAUGAUCUCCUGGACAAGCCUGAAAGGGUACUUUGAAUCUUUUGUUUCCAAUAUACAGGACUCAUUUUGACGACGAAGUAAAUGGUGUUGAGUGGUAUGGUUGUGAUGGAUGUGAGGCUUGGUACCAUGAUGGAUGUUUGAGUGUAAGGGAGUUGGAGUUUGUCAGAGUAAGUUUGAAUGAGAGAAGUGAUUGGCUGUGUAAGUCAUGUAGUGCUUGCUUGUAUGAGGAGUAAAUGGAGUGUCUUGGAGGAUCGAUGUUUUAAGUAGGUGCAAAGAAAGUUGUUACUUUUAUUUUAAGUAUUGAAUUAUUAAUUUACUAGUUU
This is a messenger RNA of Mercenaria mercenaria, 957 nucleotides long. RefSeq lists its product as uncharacterized. NCBI's taxonomy places the organism in Eukaryota, Metazoa, Mollusca, Bivalvia, Venerida, Veneridae. Gene Ontology annotation, molecular function: DNA binding. Bases 143 to 670 code for a protein of 175 amino acids. The record is from RefSeq and is a predicted model, not a curated record. The transcript has 3 exons.